Lolium rigidum is the source of this 597-nucleotide messenger RNA. Its product is annotated as protein SRC2-like. Bases 1 to 597 code for a protein of 198 amino acids. Gene Ontology annotation, biological process: defense response. The transcript has a single exon. The record is from RefSeq and is a predicted model, not a curated record. NCBI's taxonomy places the organism in Eukaryota, Viridiplantae, Streptophyta, Magnoliopsida, Poales, Poaceae.
AUGGCACACAGGGUCCUGGAGCUAACGCUCGUCUCGGCGAGCGACCUGAAGGAUGUGAACAUGUUAAGCAACAUGGAGGUGUACGCGGCCGCAUCCAUCUACGGCGACCCGCUCACGCGCCAGUGCACACACACCGACCGCCACGGCGGCAGGUACCCGUCGUGGCACGAGACGCUCCGCUUCGCCGUCCCGCCCACGGCCGCCGCGGCCUCGGCCGCGGGCAGCUACCUCCACGUGCUCCUCCGCACCGAGCGCGCAUUCGGCUUCGACGACCGCGACGUGGGCGAGGUGCUCGUUCCGGUGGCCGACCUGCUCGCCGGUGCCUGCGUCUCCGGCGCCCAGCGGCUGUGCGCGUCGUACCAGGUCCGCAAGGUGCAAUGCGUCGAGCACCAUGGCGUGCUUAGCGUGUCGUACCGUCUCGGCCCCGUCAUGGCGCCGGCGCGUCGGGGCACCCAGCGCUGCGGUGGCGCCGUGGGGUACCCGGUGAUGCCGCCGCAGCCUUGCUAUCCACCGUCCUAUGCUUACGUGCCGCCGUAUCAGUCGGUGGCGCCGUGCUAUACUCUGCCUAUGUUCGCACUCUGGCGCCGAAGAAUCUAA